Molecule: messenger RNA, 1286 nt
Organism: Drosophila busckii
Lineage: Eukaryota; Metazoa; Arthropoda; Insecta; Diptera; Drosophilidae
Gene: Uck
Product: uridine-cytidine kinase
Exons: 5
Coding region: 64-840 (258 amino acids)
Cellular component (GO): cytosol; cytoplasm
Molecular function (GO): kinase activity; ATP binding
Source: RefSeq, a predicted model, not a curated record
UGCUAAUUUCGAUACGUAUUGGUUCAGCAUCAGUUGGGAGCAGCACUAAUAUACUUGUUCCACAUGGAAGGCAUAAACAAAGAAAACUUAGCCAAUGGACUCGAAGCAACAGGCAAGGAUGAGGUGAAGUCACCAUUUCUAAUAGGCGUGGCCGGUGGCACUGCCAGUGGCAAGUCAACAGUAUGCAAGAAAAUCAUGGAGCAGUUGGGACAGGCUGAAAUGGAUCACACGCAACGUCAGGUGGUGUCCAUAAGUCAGGACAGCUUCUAUCGCGAACUGACGCCAUCAGAAAAGUUGAAAGCACAGAAGGGUCUAUUCAAUUUUGAUCAUCCAGAUGCAUUCGCUUGGGAUUUUAUGGAAAAAACUUUAGAGCAAAUACUAAAAGGUCAAAAGGUAGAAAUACCUAGCUACGAUUAUCGCACCAAUUCGCUUGACUUUGAGAAUAUGCUGGUUAUAUAUCCAGCGGAUGUGGUGCUCUUUGAGGGCAUUUUGGUAUUUUACUUUCCUAAAAUACGCGACAUGUUUCAUAUGAAACUAUUUGUGGAUACGGAUUCGGAUACACGCCUAGCGCGUCGUGUCCCCAGGGAUAUAAAUGAGCGCGGCAGAGAUUUGGAUGCUGUGCUCACGCAGUACAUGACAUUUGUUAAGCCAGCCUUUGAGGAAUUUUGCUCACCAACCAAAAAGUUUGCCGAUGUUAUUAUUCCACGUGGUGCUGAUAAUACAGUUGCCAUUGAUCUCAUUGUACACCAUAUCGGAGAAAUACUAGCGGCCACCAACAUCGCACAGCAGCACAACAACACAGUCAGAGCUGCGGCCUCCAGCAUGAAGCGCGAUCACUAAAGCUAACUAUUCUAUGAUAUAAACAAAGGGCAAACAAUUAUACACACAAAUUUGUUACGUGUUGCUAACCCCCGCAAAAUUGUUUGAUGAAGUGCGCGCCCAUAGUUAAGCUUGUAUGUACUAAAAAUAAUUGCAAAACUAAUAAGUUACUAGUUAGCCGACAAAAACCAGACUAAAUGCAGCUGUAAUCAUGUCACAAAUUAACCAAUUAAUUUAUAACUAAGCUGGCAAAGUUUAUUAUAAGGUUGUUUAUUGUUUAUACAUAUGUAUAUUGUUGUUCCCUUUUGCUGAACACCAUUUUAAGUUUAACAUGGGCUUUAACAUAAAUACUAUUAAUAACUAUCUCACAUUUAAGCCUCACAAUAGCUAACAAUAGAUAAAUUAAGUUUAAACAAAAGUAUAAGAAAAAAAACAGCAACCGUUGUUGUUAUAAUUAUAUAUAACAC